Messenger RNA from Scomber japonicus (chub mackerel), 5330 nucleotides. Its product is annotated as serine/threonine-protein phosphatase 6 regulatory ankyrin repeat subunit C-like. Lineage: Eukaryota; Metazoa; Chordata; Actinopteri; Scombriformes; Scombridae. The record is from RefSeq and is a predicted model, not a curated record. Gene Ontology annotation, molecular function: protein binding. Bases 60 to 3200 code for a protein of 1046 amino acids. Gene Ontology annotation, cellular component: cytoplasm. The transcript is spliced from 28 exons.
UACACAGUGACAUGUAGUUACUUUACAGUCAGUCUGAAUGAAGGAGCUAACAGACUGAAAUGGAGUUAAGAAAAAUUAAGGACCAGAGUCCGUUGGUCCAGGCUAUAUUCAGCCGCAAUGCUGAGGAAGUGUCAUUUUUGUUGAGCCAUAAUGAAGAUGUCAAUUCAUUGGACCAAGAGCAAAGCACACCACUUCAUACUGCUGCUUAUUUGGGCGAUGUCCACAUUAUGGACAUACUUAUCACUUCAGGUGCUAAUAUCAACACUAAGGACCAGGGUUUGCUGACUCCUCUGCAUCGAGCUGUUGCCUCAAGAAAUGAAAGGGCUGUGGAGCUGCUGCUGAAACACAAAGCAGAGGUCGACACACGAGACAGCUUCUGGCACACACCGUUACACAUGGCAGCAGCAAACUGGGCUACAGGCAGCGCUGAAGCUCUGAUACCACAUUUGUGCAGCCUGGAUGUUUCUGACAGAUCAGGAAGGACACCUCUGCACCAUGCAGCGCACAGCGGCCAUGAAGAGAUGGUGAACUUGCUUCUCAACAAAGGUGCCAACGUGAGUGCCAAAGAUAAAAAGGAAAGGCAGCCGAUACACUGGGCUGCACACUUAGGACAUGUGGAGGUUGUGAAGCUGCUGGUGUCUCACAGUGCAGAUGUGACUUGCAAGGACAAACGUGGUUACACUCCGCUCCAUGCUGCAGCUGCCAGUGGACAGUUAGACGUGGUCAAAUAUUUGUUGAGGCUGGGGGUGGAGGCUGAUGAGCCCAACACCUUUGGGAACACGGCCCUCCACAUGGCGUGCCACAUGGGACAGGACACUGUGGCCAAUGAGCUGGUGAACUAUGGUGCUAACAUCAACCAGCCAAAUAACCACAGCAACACACCGCUGCACCUGGCCGCCGCCUCCUCCAGCGGGGUGCUGUGUCUCGAGCUGCUCAUUAACAAUGGUGCUGAUGUCAACAUGCAGAAUAAAGAAGGGAAGAUACCUUUGCAUAUGGCUGCUAUGCACGGGCGCUUCACAGGCUCCCAGAUUCUUAUCCAAAAUGGUGCGGAGAUUGACUGUGUUGAUAUAUAUGGAAAUUCUCCUCUUCAUGUUGCUGCCAGAUAUGGUCAGGAGCUGCUGAUCAGCACUCUGCUGACAAAUGGUGCUGACAAAGCCAGACAAGGGAUUCAUGGGAUGCUUCCACUACAUAUGGCGGCGCUGAACGGCUUUCCAGACUGUUGUCGCAAGUUGCUAUGUAACGGCCAGUUUUACAGCAUGCUUCCGUCUCCAACAAGUGGCCAGACGCCUUCAUUUGGGUUUGAUAUAAACACUCCAGAUGACGACGGGAGGACCUGCCUCCAUGCAGCGGCCUCUGGAGGAAAUCUUGACUGUCUCAACUUGCUGUUAAAUAGCGGAGUUGAACUGGAUGUAAAGGAUAAUUUGGGAAGAUCUCCUUUGCACUACACUGCAGCCAACGGGAACAGUCAGUGCACAAUAACCUUGGUGAGAGCCGGUUCUGAGGUCAACGAGCUAGAUCUGACUGGCUGCAGCCCUCUGCACUACGCCGCUGCUUCACACACUUUCUGCGGAGGGGAAACAAGAUCUGAGCCUGAAUACAGAGUUGAAAAGGAGCAUGAAGCUUCUCUGUGUUUAGACUACUUGCUGGACAACGGGGCGAAUCCAACUUUAAAGAACAGUAAAGGUUACAGUGCCGUCCACUAUGCAGCAGCUUAUGGGAACAAACAGCAUCUGGAACUGCUCCUGGAAAUUUCUUUCAACUGUCUGGAAGAAGUUGAAAGUAAUAUUCCAGUCAGUCCUUUGCACUUAGCUGCGUAUUACGGUCACUGCGAGGCCCUGAGCUUGCUGUGUGAGACAUUAGUGAGUCUGGAUGUGCGAGACAUUGAAGGCCAAACUGCUCUCCACCUCGCCUCUCAGAGAGGUUUUGCCCCGUGUGUGGAAGUGCUGCUGAAACAUCAAGCUUCCUACACACUGAAGGAGCACAAACACAAGAGGACAGCUCUCCAUGCUGCAGCUGCUGAAGGCCAAAUGGACUGUCUGCUUUUACUGGUCAACAGAGAACAAAGUGCCGAUGUCAUCGACAGUCCAGAUACACAGGGACAGACGGCUCUCAUGCUGGCAGCUCUGGGACUUCACACUGACUGUGUCCACAUCCUGCUGGAGAAAGGAGCAAAGGCGGAUGCUGGAGACAAAAAGGGCUUCACUGCAUUACACCGAGCUGCCAUGUUGGGCAGUGACGACUGUGUCUCUGCUCUGUUAGAACAUGGGGCCUCAGCUCUGUGUCGAGACUCUCAGGGAAGAACCCCGCUUCACCUCGCAGCCUCCCGCGGCCAUAUGGAGCUACUCCACAGUUUGCUGAAGGCCGCCUUGGAAGCUGACCCUCUGGACUCCAUGCUGGACUACAGAGGCUACACGCCUGUCCACUGGGCUGCCUACCAUGGACAUGAAGGAUGUUUACGCAUUUUACUUGAAAACAAACUUUAUAGCAACCAAGAAGGAAACUCUUUCACACCAUUGCACUGUGCUUUAAUAAAUGGACAGGAUGUUGCUGCUGGACUUAUAGUGAAGACUGUUGGCCCUCAAUUUGUUAAAAUUAGCGAUGCCAAAGGAAGGACUCCGCUGCAUGCAGCUGCUUAUUCAGGGAACAUCGCUGGGCUCCAGCUGGUCCUGGCCCAGGGUGCAGAGGUCAAUGCUGUGGACCACUGUGGACGCUCUGCGCUGAUGGUUGCUGCUGACUGUGGACACACCACAGCUGUUGAGUACUUGCUGCACAAGGCGAAGCAAGACCUGACCCUGGUGGAUGUCAAUAAUAACACAGCCCUUCACUUAGCCUGCAGCAAGGGUCAUGAAAUGUGUGCCCUGUUGAUCCUGGGAGAGAUCAACGAUUCAUCCCUCAUCAAUGCAACAAAUAGUGCUCUCCAAAUGCCCCUUCACAUCGCAGCGAGGAAAGGCCUGGCGACUGUAGUGCAGGUGUUACUCAGCAGAGGAGCAGCAGUCAUGGCUGUAGAUGAGGAAGGCCACACGCCUGCUCUGGCUUGUGCCCCGAACAAGAACGUGGCGGACUGCCUGGCCCUCAUCCUCUCCACCAUGAAGCCUUUUCCUGUCAGAGAGGCUGGUGCAGCCACCCGCUUCAACCCCAUCCUGAAGAACUGCGGCAUCGCUGCCACCUGCGGGUCUGGUGGAAACAUGUGUCAUGCCUAGGAUAAGGACCGCUCAAGCAUCAUCAGCCUUCAUGGGUGCCUCACAGAGUGAAAUUACAUGCCAACCCAGAGUCUCCAUGUGUAACCACACACACAUACAUGUGUCCUUGAACAUGCGGUUAUCAAUGCUUCUUCUCUCAUGUGUCAUGACGUGUGUCACAUGCAGCUGUAUGUACAGUCUGCACUCUUUGAAAUCUUGUCUUAUGCAUUUCUGAUAGUACCAGAGCUCUUAGAUUCUCUUCUCUGAGUUUAUUGUAGCACAUAUAUAUGUUAUUUUAUUGAAGUACUAACAUUAGAUAGAAGUUUAACAUGAACACAUUACACAAGCCCGUCCUCUUGAACCCCGUCCGCUGCCAGUAUUGAUUUAUUUUUAACUCUGAGCCUGAAAUUUCUAUAUUGGUCCUCGGCUGAUACAAGUGCAAGAAUAGUUGAAUGAUUGCGUGGUUAAUUUGCGUACAUGUGUGUGAGUCUGCAAGUGCAUUUUUUGCAUACUAGACAUUAUUUCUUAUUCUUGUUUUAAAUUAUCUAAUGGGUGUAGUUAACCCUUUAUGCAAUUAAUAAGACUAUAUUUUCUUAUCCUCUCCAGGGUGUAGCAGACACUACACUGAUCUCUUAUUAUUCUAAUAUCAUGAUCUUCAUAAAUUACAUUUCAGCAUGUGUAUAGUUUUAAUGAUAUAGUUUAGUGUGUAUAUAUAUAGUUCUUGAAAUGAAGUAAUAACCUCAGAUCAGUGUGUACUGUGUUGUAGGUGCAAUAAAAAGCACAUCUUGAGCUGGACUUCACAGAAGAAAUACAAAGUAUGACAGAAAUGUAUUACUACAGUUAAAUAAGCCAGGAAACAAAUGAAAAGUCAAAGAGAACUUAUGGAAAUAUAAUAUAUGUUUUAAUAUGAACAGUUUUAACGCACAGGGAGAAGAGUCUUUCAGGCUUCGAGCAUGAAAGUAACUAUGUAUGCAACAAAAAAAUUAAUUUCAUUUUCAUUUAAUCGGUUGAUUAUUUUUUAAAUGAAUGGUGAAGUCCAUAAAAAGACAAUGCACAUUUUAAGUUCUCAGAGCCCAAUGUGACAUCAUCAAAUCAGUUUUUUUGUCUAAAACCCAAAGAUGAUCAAUUUACACUGAUGAUAAAAGACCAGAAAAAGCGGCAAAUCGUCAUAUUUAAGAAGCCAAAAACGAGCAAAUGUUUGGCAUUUUAUUAUUAAUUAAUUAAUUAAUAGAUUAUCACAAUUUUCAGUUAUUUUUGACUAAUCAGUUUGUUUCAGUGUCAUUUCACCUUUCUCAUCAUGAUGUUGUCUGUACAAUGAGAUGAAAUAUAACACAUUUUUCACUGCCGAUGCAACAAGUAAUCUCAGUGAAACACUAGGAAGUGAAAUCACUGCUCUGAAAUGUGAUUUUUCAGUUUCAUGGCUCAGUGAAAAAUCGUGUGUGGCUACAUUUCCUUCAUCCAAAGUGAGAAUAAGCUGCACAUUUCAGUUUCAAUUUUUUGACAUUCUAUUAAGUAUUUCUGAUAUUUCUAAGAUUGAAAUAAAAAUGGGCAUAAUUUAGUUUUUACUUGUUAAAUAAAUUAGCACAAUAUACCUGACGUUGUACUAAAAUGUCACUGCCUCACCCCACAAAGAUUACAUUUAUACAAACAGAGUUAUGCUUUAAACGUUUACCUUUUUAUGAUUCUAAAGCUGUAUAUAGACACAGCCUGUGAUAUUUUCUCCUUUUGCUAAUUGUGACCCCCUCCCCUUCCAAAGUAAUGCCCACUGUAUUAUCUUAAAAUGGCUUUAAACUAUUUGCACUCUAACAUGAAAGUUUACAUUUUACUGUUGGCUAUCCCUCAAAGGUUUAUGCAAAUAAUCUAUACAAUUUUAAAAUUAAAAAUUUUACUUUCAGAUAAAAGUAAUAAUCAAUUCAGUGUGAGUGACUUCUUCCUUGUUUUAUUUGGAUUAAAUAAAUUUAGAACUCUCAGAUUUAUGUUUUAAACUGCAGUGAAAUGUUUUGAAUGAUAUUUGCCUUCAGGAAUUGUGACAGCUCUUCGUUUGUCUUCCAUACAUCAUAGUGAGAUUUCAGGGCAUAACAACUUGAUUACUCAAUGUAUGAUUUAGUUGUGGAUGGCAUUUAUAUGAGAAGAAAUAAAGAGAUCACUACA